GUGAGCAUUCAAAUGGGUUUCGAUGGUUUCCAAGGAGUGUGACGAAUUAGAUAAUACAAUAGAGAGAGCAAGCAUUGCAGGAGCUGCGUUCUGGAAUUAUCAUGCUUGCUGCUGCGAGUACCAUCGCAAUGAAACCCUGGUUUCCGGUCAGUUUCUAGAUUACUUUUGGUCUGGCGCCAGUGGGUCGGAAGGCAUGACCAUUGUCAUUGAUUUCAAGCGACUGUGCACGUUUUCAGGUCAAGGAACUUGAGUCGGAGUGGGUACACAAGAGUAUGAUUCCAUAAUUGCCUCUAGUUCGAUAUCGGAGGGGUGGACAUAACGAAGGGCGUUGUGGUGUUACACAUGAAGUAACACCACAACGACGUUGAGUUCGUGGACACAUCUUGAUUUACAUAAAUAAUUAAGCUAUGCCCUGUUUUUGUAUCUAGCUGCCAGUGAACACGCAGAAUCGUGUCUAAUCUAGGUUUCGAGAGUAAUUAACAUAAUUAGAUUCAUUGGUAUGUCGAAAUCAUUAGACAAAAUUAUGACUAGUGUUGACAUUUCAACUCCUAGGCACACUGUCUGAUAGUAGGACCUAACAUUCAAUGACGCCGUGAAUCACGUCCGAUUUAACGACUGGAUAGGCUAUUGUGUCACAAUCACUUUUUCGCGUUUAAGCAUUAAUAGAGAUUCUUAGUCGUAAAGGGGGUUGUUUAAGUCGUGGAAUGGAGAGCAUAUCUACCAGCAUAUUGUGUAGUGUUCAUGUUGUAGACGUAGACAGAGAAUUAUGACUGCAGCAGAGGAGUUAGGCUGUCAAGCGUGCGGGCUAGCCAUCACUCCUUGCCUGGUCUGCGCAAGUUCCUUGCCUGUCUUUUCAGUCGAUGACGUUUUAAUGAAGGCCUGCUGCAGAUGUGGCUUUGUCAAUCCACUAGGUGACAAGUGCCGAGAAGUUCUGGAUAUUCCUCCAACAGCAGCACUCCCAACAGCUAUGGUCCGGCGAGCCCAAAUCGCUCGUAUUGGGAGGAGGCCAUACGUCCUAGCCAAGCAUGCACAUUUCAUGCACUUGAGCCUAGUCAAUAAAACGAGAGGCGAGGAUGAAAAAGAUGGAGGCUCUGGAUCCCACGGUUCGCCCCUUCGGGAAAUUUCCGCACGUUUCGUGCCCAAAGAUUCUCCAGUUCCAGAAAUAUUUGCUUCCGCCGAAGAAGGCCACCCUUUGACAUUCUUACCAUACAUACAGAACGCGCAGGAUACAAGGAUGCACGAGGAAGCUUUGUGUGCGGCUAGGAAUGCUUCGGAUGCAAGGCACUUCUACCCAGAAUCAGAUUCUGAGUCGCCGGUGAAACGCAUGCGACUGUCCCCAAGGCUGACGGUAAUAGAUAAAGUUGAGAAGAAUUUAAGCGGAUUCAUCCAUCCAAUCCUGCAUCAAGUUCAAGUGGAUUCAGGCAAUGCGGACUCUGUGGCGACUGCAUCUAAUGGUCUCACUUCAAAUACGUGUAUACCAUUUAAGCUUGAUCCUGCAAAACUUGGAGAAUCGUCAGGAACUUUGCCAGCCGAUUUGGAGCUUACUGGUGACAAGACGUCGAAUAGUAUGAAUGGAGUAUUGUUAGCGUCUCACAGUGUGGUUGAGCAAGAAGUUGGUGUUGACAAGGAACUCGUCACCACCAGAACUGAGCCUUUCUUGUUACCCAUUCGAUCUGGGUUAGAUUCAAUGAGGGAAAUCUCGAAAUCUCCUUUGAUUGAAAUAGCACCACCGAGUGCGGAGGUUUUACAACAUCGUGAAGGCGGGAAAGCCUCAGUCUCAACAGUUCCGGUUGCUAAUGGUUUGGUUGAACAGAAUCAGAAGUAUAACGAACACGACUGUUAUCCACAAAUGAAUAUCGAUGAGUCAGUGAAGCUGCCAAGCUCUAGUGUGCAGAAGGUUGGUACUGACGAUGAAGUCGAUGUUCUUGAUCCUGCUGAUCAUAACCUCAGCAGAGAUUUAACUGGAUCAGAAGAGGCUCCCACUCAUCGGCACGAGAGGACGUGCUCGGAGUGUGGUCAGAUGGGCGUAGGACCUGGAAGGUCGUCUUCAAAUAUCGAUGAAGCUGAACUUAUGCGUUCCUGCACUCAAAUUCUGGAGCUUCAUUGCCCACAUACUCUUAAAGCAGAUUUACGUACUUCUAAUGCAUACCCUCUGUGCUGCCCCGUUCCUAUGUUUCCGUUACCUCUAGGUUCUGCAUCCUCCGGCAAGGUAUGCAGAUCUUAUGUGACCCAGUUCACCGUUGACGUAUUGAGAGCUGCCCACAUAACGCUUAAUUCGAGCACACAAGAGUCGACCUCUGGGGAAGUGAUAUGUCCGCUUCGCGAUGUGGAGCAAACACUCUUAAUGGCAGGGAGAUUCAUCCAGAUGAAAGGCAGGGUAGGCAAUGUGCGAGGUCUGAUACAGCAAAUCGAUGCUGCCAGCGCUCAGACAUCCCGAGACUUGAAGGCUUAUGCUGACCGCGGCGCAUUCCCUCUUGCCAGUCAACUCAUUCCUCGCCUUCUCAAUAGAGAAAAGCAACAACAUGUGGACCGAAUCAAAAAUGACUUUCAGGUGAUGACUACCCUCUUGCAAGAUAUCAAUAAAACCUUGUCGACCUGCUUUCAAUAUGCAGCGAAGAUUGUAGAGGAGUCUGUAGAUUUAGUAGGUGAUAACCAUCUGGUUUCGAAUGUAGUGAAUCAUAACGUUUCCAUGUUGGCUCUCUACAACAAGCCUGCUUUGGAGGCCGUCCGAACCGCUUUUCCAUUGUGGAUACGACUGUAUCAUGAUGUUGCCCAUGCUGCGGGGCUUUUGAAGUAACACAGUUGUAAGUUCAAUACUCUUCCAGAA
Molecule: messenger RNA, 2827 nt
Organism: Physcomitrium patens
Lineage: Eukaryota; Viridiplantae; Streptophyta; Bryopsida; Funariales; Funariaceae
Source: RefSeq, a predicted model, not a curated record